Molecule: messenger RNA, 963 nt
Organism: Pistacia vera
Lineage: Eukaryota; Viridiplantae; Streptophyta; Magnoliopsida; Sapindales; Anacardiaceae
Product: methyltransferase-like protein 5
Exons: 9
Coding region: 115-762 (215 amino acids)
Biological process (GO): rRNA methylation
Molecular function (GO): nucleic acid binding; rRNA (adenine-N6-)-methyltransferase activity
Source: RefSeq, a predicted model, not a curated record
CCCAUUAAUGAAAUAAUAACACCUACUGUAGACUUCUUUUAAAAUUCCAAAAUAGGGUUUCAAGGAGAAGAAUCUUGUGACUUGUGAGUGGAUUCUCAUUCUCCAAGGCUAAAGAUGAAGCUGAAGCUGAAGCAAUUAGAAAGCCUCUUAGGUGGCCUUGAACAGUUCUCCAAUCCAAAGGUGGAACUAGAGCAGUAUCCGACGGGACCCCACAUCGCUGCUCGCAUGCUUUACACUGCGGAGAAUUCUUUUGGGGAUGUUACCGAUAAGUUAGUGGCUGAUUUUGGUUGCGGGUGUGGUACGUUAGGUGCUGCAGCUGCUCUCUUGGGUGCAGAACAGGUUAUCGCUAUUGAUAUAGAUUCACAAUCUCUUGAGAUAGCAUCGGUAAAUGCAGAGGAUCUUGAGUUGGACAUAAAUUUUAUUCAAUGUAACAUCAUGAACUUAGAAUGGAGAGGUCAAACUGUUGAUACUGUUGUAAUGAAUCCUCCAUUUGGAACUCGGAAAAAGGGGGCUGAUAUGGAUUUCCUCUGUGUGGCUUUGAAGGUUGCAUCUGGAGCAGUUUAUUCCUUGCAUAAGACUUCCACAAGAGAUCAUGUGAAAAAGGCAGCAUUGCGAGACUUUAAUGCUAGUAGUGCUGAGGUUUUGUGUGAGCUUCGAUAUGAUGUUCCGCAAUUAUACAAAUUUCAUAAGAAAAAGGAAGUGGAUAUUGCUGUGGACCUCUGGCGAUUUGUUCCUAAAAGGAAUCAAAGAAAGGUUACUUAGCAUAUGCAUUGGGGUGUAUCAUAAACAAUAUACAUGUUUGAAAAAUAUUCAAGAAAUUUGUAUUUAUGCAGAAUGGAAGAGACUUCUUUAUUUUUCUUAUCUUAAUUUACGGGGUGGAACUUCGUGAAACGUAUAUAGUCAAUCAACAAUUUUUCGGAUCAUUCUUCAUUGAAUUUGUUGAAGCAUUGCCCUCAAAAUAGA